Molecule: messenger RNA, 2026 nt
Organism: Homo sapiens (human)
Lineage: Eukaryota; Metazoa; Chordata; Mammalia; Primates; Hominidae
Gene: SLC35B2
Product: solute carrier family 35 member B2
Exons: 4
Coding region: 522-1421 (299 amino acids)
Biological process (GO): 3'-phospho-5'-adenylyl sulfate transmembrane transport; transmembrane transport; 5'-adenylyl sulfate transmembrane transport
Cellular component (GO): Golgi membrane; trans-Golgi network
Molecular function (GO): 3'-phosphoadenosine 5'-phosphosulfate transmembrane transporter activity
Source: RefSeq, marked validated
ACUUCCGCUGGCCGCUGGCUCGCUGGCCGCUCCUGGAGGCGGCGGCGGGAGCGCAGGGGGCGCGCGGCCCGGGGACUCGCAUUCCCCGGUUCCCCCUCCACCCCACGCGGCCUGGACCAUGGACGCCAGAUGGUGGGCAGUGGUGGUGCUGGCUGCGUUCCCCUCCCUAGGGGCAGGUGGGGAGACUCCCGAAGCCCCUCCGGAGUCAUGGACCCAGCUAUGGUUCUUCCGAUUUGUGGUGAAUGCUGCUGGCUAUGCCAGCUUUAUGGUACCUGGCUACCUCCUGGUGCAGUACUUCAGGCGGAAGAACUACCUGGAGACCGGUAGGGGCCUCUGCUUUCCCCUGGUGAAAGCUUGUGUGUUUGGCAAUGAGCCCAAGGCCUCUGAUGAGGUUCCCCUGGCGCCCCGAACAGAGGCGGCAGAGACCACCCCGAUGUGGCAGGCCCUGAAGCUGCUCUUCUGUGCCACAGGGCUCCAGGUGGGUGUCUUAUCUGACUUGGGGUGUGCUGCAGGAAAGAGUGAUGACCCGCAGCUAUGGGGCCACAGCCACAUCACCGGGUGAGCGCUUUACGGACUCGCAGUUCCUGGUGCUAAUGAACCGAGUGCUGGCACUGAUUGUGGCUGGCCUCUCCUGUGUUCUCUGCAAGCAGCCCCGGCAUGGGGCACCCAUGUACCGGUACUCCUUUGCCAGCCUGUCCAAUGUGCUUAGCAGCUGGUGCCAAUACGAAGCUCUUAAGUUCGUCAGCUUCCCCACCCAGGUGCUGGCCAAGGCCUCUAAGGUGAUCCCUGUCAUGCUGAUGGGAAAGCUUGUGUCUCGGCGCAGCUACGAACACUGGGAGUACCUGACAGCCACCCUCAUCUCCAUUGGGGUCAGCAUGUUUCUGCUAUCCAGCGGACCAGAGCCCCGCAGCUCCCCAGCCACCACACUCUCAGGCCUCAUCUUACUGGCAGGUUAUAUUGCUUUUGACAGCUUCACCUCAAACUGGCAGGAUGCCCUGUUUGCCUAUAAGAUGUCAUCGGUGCAGAUGAUGUUUGGGGUCAAUUUCUUCUCCUGCCUCUUCACAGUGGGCUCACUGCUAGAACAGGGGGCCCUACUGGAGGGAACCCGCUUCAUGGGGCGACACAGUGAGUUUGCUGCCCAUGCCCUGCUACUCUCCAUCUGCUCCGCAUGUGGCCAGCUCUUCAUCUUUUACACCAUUGGGCAGUUUGGGGCUGCCGUCUUCACCAUCAUCAUGACCCUCCGCCAGGCCUUUGCCAUCCUUCUUUCCUGCCUUCUCUAUGGCCACACUGUCACUGUGGUGGGAGGGCUGGGGGUGGCUGUGGUCUUUGCUGCCCUCCUGCUCAGAGUCUACGCGCGGGGCCGUCUAAAGCAACGGGGAAAGAAGGCUGUGCCUGUUGAGUCUCCUGUGCAGAAGGUUUGAGGGUGGAAAGGGCCUGAGGGGUGAAGUGAAAUAGGACCCUCCCACCAUCCCCUUCUGCUGUAACCUCUGAGGGAGCUGGCUGAAAGGGCAAAAUGCAGGUGUUUUCUCAGUAUCACAGACCAGCUCUGCAGCAGGGGAUUGGGGAGCCCAGGAGGCAGCCUUCCCUUUUGCCUUAAGUCACCCAUCUUCCAGUAAGCAGUUUAUUCUGAGCCCCGGGGGUAGACAGUCCUCAGUGAGGGGUUUUGGGGAGUUUGGGGUCAAGAGAGCAUAGGUAGGUUCCAGUUACUCUUCCCACAAGUUCCCUUAAGUCUUGCCCUAGCUGUGCUCUGCCACCUUCCAGACUCACUCCCCUCUGCAAAUACCUGCAUUUCUUACCCUGGUGAGAAAAGCACAAGCGGUGUAGGCUCCAAUGCUGCUUUCCCAGGAGGGUGAAGAUGGUGCUGUGCUGAGGAAAGGGGAUGCAGAGCCCUGCCCAGCACCACCACCUCCUAUGCUCCUGGAUCCCUAGGCUCUGUUCCAUGAGCCUGUUGCAGGUUUUGGUACUUUAGAAAUGUAACUUUUUGCUCUUAUAAUUUUAUUUUAUUAAAUUAAAUUACUGCAGUGGA